This is a messenger RNA of Oncorhynchus mykiss (rainbow trout), 2656 nucleotides long. Its product is annotated as neuroplastin. Gene Ontology annotation, biological process: homophilic cell-cell adhesion; axon guidance; dendrite self-avoidance. Lineage: Eukaryota; Metazoa; Chordata; Actinopteri; Salmoniformes; Salmonidae. Gene Ontology annotation, cellular component: axon; plasma membrane. Gene Ontology annotation, molecular function: cell-cell adhesion mediator activity. The record is from RefSeq and is a predicted model, not a curated record.
UUUUUGCGUGACCUGAUUGGAGAAUUAGACGGGGCCGCUCUCUUCCAUCAGCUCGGUAUCUACCCGGUAACCCGGUCCACUCACACAAUCAUUCAGACCACCCCACCCAAUUUCCCCGCUACCGGCAUCUACAAUCGUCCACCCGAGUCGAUGCUAGCUGGAAAAAGAAGAGCAGAAAUUAUGUCGGUCUCGGUGGCGUUCAUUGGAGUGCUGAUGCUUCAUUUGGUCUCCUCACAGAACGAGCCUUCCAUCAACUCGUCGGACCACAUCAUGCUGCCCACUGAUCACCACAGCCUGCCCAUCACUUUGCAGUGCAACCUAACUUCAGCCCACAGUGCCCACAAGGAGAGCUUCUGGAUGAAGAAUGGGGAGGAGAUCCAAGAGACCCGCGGAGAGAGAGCCAACACUGAGUACUACCUGAAGAAGCCCCGAGGAGAGGAUUCAGGGGAGUACAUGUGUGUCUACACCUUCGAUCAGGCCCCGUCUGCUAACGCCACCAUCGAGAUUAAAGCUGGUCCUGACAUCAUAGGCCACAAGCGUAGUGACAAUAAGAAUGAGGGCCAGAAGGCCUUGCUAUACUGUAAGUCCACUGGCUACCCCUACCCUAUCUGGACCUGGCGCAAACUGGACAACGGGUUCUACAUGGACAUCAACAACUCCUCCGGCCGUUUCUUCAUUAACAACAAAGACAACUACACUGAGCUGAGUAUCAUCAACCUGGACAUCGACUCCGACCCGGGGGAGUACCAGUGUAACGCCACCAACAUGAUCGGCACCUCGUCCAUCGUGUCUGUGCUGCGGGUCCGGAGCUACCUGGCCUGGCUUUGGCCUCUGCUGGGCGUCCUGGCCGAGGUCGUUAUCCUGGUCAUCAUCAUCGUGGUCUAUGAGAAACGCAAGAAGCCAGACGACAUACAAGACGAUGACGAACCAGCUGGACCCAUGAAAACUAACUCCACCAACAACCACAAAGACAAGAACCUUCGUCAGAGGAACACAAACUGAGCAGAUUGAUGUCUCAUUAUUAAUAAUAACAUAUUAUACAUGUAUUGACCAUAUGAAGGUAACCAGGAGAGGGAUCCAUAGCAAUGUGUUAAUGAGGAGGAGGAAGAGGAGGAGGAGGAGCUACUGUAAAUGUCUGUAUUGUAUGAUGAGGCAUGCCUUCUGAUUUGAUUAUCUGUUUAUCGUGUGAUGGGGGUGAAGAAGGUGAUCAAUGAAUGUGAUCCCCAUAACAUUAUGAAUGGUUUACGAAGUGUCUAUGGAAGCAUUAUAACCAUUGUGGCUGCAUGCAGUUAUUGAUUGUUGCUGUUUAUUUAUUUAUUAUUUAUUCUUAUCAGAUUCUUGUCAUUUUCUAUUUUUUUUAAUACUAAUUCUGAAGUAACGCAUGCAAGGUAUUCUAACCUUCUGUUUGGUGUUGACAUGACUUUUUCCUCUCCGUCUCAAAGGGCACCUCAGUCUAUAUACAAUGCACUACUUUUUGACCAGGGGCCUGGGUCUCAAAUCCAAAAUGGCACCCUAGUCCCUAUAUAGUGAUCUACUCUUGACCAGGGCUCACAGGGUAGUGCACUGUAUAGGGCAGGGGUAUUUUGACCCUACUGUAUAGGAAAGGGGUAUUCUGACCCUACUGUAUAGGACAGGGGUAUUCUGACUCUACUGUAUAGGACAGGGGUAUUCUGACCCUACUGUAGGGCAGGGGUAUUCUGACCCUACUGUAUAGGGCAGGGGUAUUCUGACCCUACUGUAUAGGACAGGGGUAUUCUGACCCUACUGUAUAGGACAGGGGUAUUCUGACCCUACUGUAGGGCAGGGGUAUUCUGACCCUACUGUAUAGGACAGGGGUAUUCUGACCCUAAUGUAUAGGACAGGGGUAUUCUGACCCUACUGUAUAGGACAGGGGUAUUCUGACCCUACUGUAUAGGACGGGUAUUCUGACCCUACUGUAUAGGACAGGGGUAUUCUAACCCUACUGUAUAGGACAGGGGUAUUCUGACCCUAUGAGGUCCGGAGCACUGCUGGUUUUCUGUUCUACAUGAUAAUGAUUUACACCCACCUGAUGUCCCAGGUCUAAAUCAGUCCAUGAUUACAGGGGAAUAAUGGGAUCAUUUUUUUGAUGAAUUUGAGUGAUAGACUUUUAGAGAAAAACGGGGCUAUCUAGAACCUAAAAGGGUUCUUCGGCUGUCCCCAUAGGAGAACCCUUUGAAGAACCCUUUUUGGUUCGAGGUAGAACCCUUUUGGUUCAUGGAUCCCGAAAGAGUUCUACCUGGCACCAAAAAGUGUUCUACCUGGCACCAAAAAGUGUUCUACCUGGAACCAAAAAGAGUUCUACUAUGGUGGACAGCUGAAGAAUCCUUUUGGAACCCUUUUUUCUAAGAGUAUAUAAGGAAUAGGUUCCCAUAGGGAGGAAUAGGUUCCCAUAGGGAGGAAUAGGUUCCCAUAUGGAGGAAUAGGUUACCAUAUGGAGGAAUAGGUUCCCAUAGGGAGGAAUAGGGUGCCCUUUGAGAUGCUGGCCUGGUUUUGUUGACUUUCAGAUGCUGGCCUGGUUUUGUUGACUUUGAAAUGCUGGCCUGGUUUUGUUGACUUUGAGAGUGGCUUCAUGUUGAUAGAUAAUCAUUAUUUAUUUGUGUUGACUAUGAGAAUCUAAAGACUUUGCAAUGUAAAA